GGCGGCGGUGGUAGUGGCGCCCGUGGGUGGAAGCGCCCUGCUGCCCUGUGACCUGACGCAGCCCAACGACUCCCCGAUCCUGGUGCUGGUGUAUAACGGCGCCACGGGAAGGCCGGUCUACAGCAUCGACUCCAGAAACGGGCCACUCACCAAAUCGAAACACUGGUCCGGUCUCGGGGAUCGUGCAGAGUUUCAGGUCUCGCCACCCCAGCAGGGCCUCGCCGUCAAGAGAAUCAGAGACGAGGACGAGGGCGAGUACCGGUGUAGAGUUGACUUUGGCUCCUCCCCCACCAGGAACCUGAGGAUGAAGUUGCAGGUGGUAGUUCCCCCGCAGCGAGUGGCCAUCCUGAGCGAGGCGGGGCUGGAGGUGAGCGGCGUGAUCGGCCCGUACCCUGUGAAAGAGAACCUGAAACUCACCUGUCAGGCCUCCGGAGGUCGCCCGCCGCCAGAGGUUACAUGGUGGCAUGAAGGCUCUCUCAUUGAUGACCUGAGCGAGAACACGACCACCCAGGUGAUCCGCAACACGCUCACCCUGCCCAAUCUGAGCCGCCAGCACCUGUACCGCGUGAUCACUUGCAGCGCCGCCAAUUCCAACAUGACGCGGCCACUCAACACCUCCGUCACUCUGGACAUGAGCUUUCCCCCUCUGGACGUCAGCAUCUCAGGUAGUCCUUCACACCUGUCGGAGGGGGCGCCUACACACUUACCUGCGAGGCGUGGGGAUCCCGCCCCCUGCCAACCUUACCUGGUGGAUGGACGGGGUGCUAAUGACGCCGGCUGAGAGUAAGGUGCUGAUGGAAGGCAACGUGAGCAGGUCCACCCUCCGUCUCACGCCCACAAGGGAGAACCACGGCGCGGUGCUCUCCUGCAGGGCUGAGAACAGAGACCUGCCGACGUCAGUGGUGGAGGACAUCAUUAAGCUCAACG
Messenger RNA from Scylla paramamosain (green mud crab), 927 nucleotides. Its product is annotated as synaptogenesis protein syg-2-like. Lineage: Eukaryota; Metazoa; Arthropoda; Malacostraca; Decapoda; Portunidae. The record is from RefSeq and is a predicted model, not a curated record. The transcript is spliced from 6 exons. Bases 305 to 781 code for a protein of 158 amino acids.